Messenger RNA from Cylindrotheca closterium, 1431 nucleotides. The record is from the annotation of a GenBank genome assembly. Lineage: Eukaryota; Bacillariophyta; Bacillariophyceae; Bacillariales; Bacillariaceae.
AUGGUUGUAUUGACUAACCAGAAGACCCUAGUGAGAACGGAUAGGAUCAUCUUGCAACGCCUCUUUAUUGCUUCUGCUGUCGUUGCAUUAUCGGUCUUCACCAUACCUCUAGACUUGAUCGAAUCAGAAGAAGAUCUGAAACACAAUCCAAAAUUCCUCCGCAAUUCACAACCUACUUCUGGUUCACAGUGGGCUUCAAAACAAAACAUAGUUCCAUAUGAAUCCAAGUACCACGUUGUAUUCUCUACGGGCUGCUCCAAUUUUCAAGACUGGCAGUCAUAUGUGUUCUUCUAUCAUGUACUCCAGUCUGGACAAGAAGGCCACGUGACACGGAUUGUAUCUGGAUGCAAUGAAUCUCAGAAACAAGAGUUGGAGGGAAUCUUUGAGACUGAAGUCGCCAGCCUGGCUCCAGGACGCUUCCAUUUACACCAUACUCCCGACUACUCACGAAUAAAGCAAAGAGCUUCGUAUGUUUACUUCAACAAGCCGUACGGAAUGAGACACUGGAUGGAACAUGUUUUGGGAUACCCUGAUCCCUCCGAGGAACAGGAUGAUGACAUUAUCAUGUUACUCGAUCCCGACCAAAUAAUAAAGAGGCCGUUCACCGCCGAGUUUAAACGGGAAGCUGAAGAUUGGAAAACAGAACCCGAGAGUCUCAGAGUGGAUCAUGGAUCACCUUUUGCGCAAGUGUAUGGGUUUGGGCUUCGAUGGAAAACCCAAAUUGACCUUGCCUACGUCUUCCAGAACUUAUCAACGCCCAUUACCAGCAUGACCAAGAGCGAGCUCGAGGAUUAUUAUCAUGCUAUGGGACCACCGUUUAUUGCCACUGCCAAAGAUAUGUACAGUAUUGUGAAGGUGUGGAGUGAUGUCGUUCCGCGUGUUCAUGAUCAGUUCCCUCAGCUAUUGGCCGAAAUGUACGGCUACAACCUAGCAGCAGCGCAUCUGGGUUUGCGUCACAUGCUGGCCAAGUCGUUCAUGCUAUCGAGUGUCAUGACAUAUCGGAUUGAAGCUUGGGAAAAGAUUUUGGACCCACUUCCGACAGAACGCAUAUGUGAUAAAAACCUGCCACAAGAGUCCUAUCCACAUGUAUUGCACUUUUGUCAAAGGUAUGGAGUGGGGAAGUGGUUCUUUAACAAAAAAAUACUUCCAAAAACGUUGUUGUCUUGCGAUGGACCAUUGUUGCAAGAACCACCUUACAAUCUCGUCGAUCUGUACUCAUCAGCAAUCUAUCCAGGUGUUCUAAAUGUUAUCCCCCUCCCAAUGUCUCGAAGACGACACGAGUCCUUUAUGCUAUGCAAUGUUAUUCGUGACUUGAAUCUUGCCCUUGUACAUUACAAACAACAACACUGCGCCUCAGCGAACUAUGAGUACAACUUAACAUUCUUCGAAAACAUGACGUGGGUGGAUAAUACAACACUAGUUACUACUUAG